GGAGGACGGAGUUUCGUUUAGUAAUGAAAAUUCAGCGAUUUACUUAACUAAAUCGCUGUAGGAUGCCAUCUGGUGUUGCUGUGGAACCAGGGGUGCCUGAUUUGUAUUUAAGUGGAGCAAAAGCGCAGAUUCUGAUCACUAAUCAACGGCCUGACAGUGCCCAACUCCACACGGAGUUCACCAGUUACACUGUGGCUGAACCCCAUCAGCAGCAAUCUGUUCACAAAGCUAAUGGUGCGUAUCGAUUACAUUUUGGCCGAGAUGUUUCCUGUCCGAAAACCUUCAGAACAGAAAACACUCAAGUGAAAGAUAGGGGUUGUGAUAAUGGGUCUCUGCCAAACGUAAACUCGUCACAGAAAGCACUCUCCGUCAGCGGUCACUGCAGCGUGUCAUCCAGGCCUGCUGACAAAACAGCUCCUCAUGUCAACGAUGGUCAAUAUUUGAGCCAAGUAACCAGUUUUCCGCCAGCGAGAAAUUCGGCAUAUUUAGUGACGAAUGACAUCGACACAAACUCGAACCACAGCGGGAAAACUGGCAAGGUUUCAUGUGGACCAGCAGAUACUGAGGGUGUAGAGAAGGAAGAUGGCAGGUGUCCGACUGACCAGGCUGAAGGGCAGUGGUCAGGACAUCCGACACAAACAUCAGCAGCGUCGUCUUGUUCAAGGAGUAACAAGGAAAACAGAUCACCAAAACCGCCAGAAACCAAAAAGAAAAAAGUGAAGCAGAAACAAAGAAAACUGAAAAAAUCAUUAUCAAGAAGAAACAGUGUAAUAAAAAAAGCAGUUAUGAGACAAAAUUUAGCAAAGCCAUCACCAGGUCUACCCUCCACUGCCCCUGCAACUUCAUCCACUCAAAACAGAACAUUGAGAUUAUCAUGUGCUCCAGUCAUGAUCUACACCAAGAAACCCAUGACUGCUCAUUCGGUGCCAGAGAUUGCCACGAGCAGCCUCAAACAGCGACAAGAUGCAAGCAGAGGCGUAUACAAUCGCCAAGGCGGCCAGAGCUGUGUCAUGCCCUCAAGAUCUCGCACUCUGCCAUCUGUAGAAUCUUGUGUGUCCUCACGCUAUAUCAACUCCGAUCUGCCCCGGCAGUCCACUAGUAUGAACUCUACCUCUGCAAAUCAAUCCAGCAAUGUGCUGCACAGCUCCAAGCAGCUGGCCAGACUUAGCGACUCCCCCACCCAGACUCGCUCUUCCUCAGCAGCUGCUCAGUACUGGGGGAGACUAGUAAACGUCUACUUAUCUGAGAAACAUUCAGGAUCACUUAAAGAUAAAGAAAGUGGAACAGAAUACCCCUGUGCUCCUCCUGCAACUCCAACCCCAGAUCAACUUCAGAAGUAUAGAUACAUCCCCAGCAUGAAUGAUGUCAAGUCACAGAGAGCCGUCAAAAAUAAACUACAAGCGCUUGAAAAAGCUGAGCAAAAACGACAAGAAAAACAGCACGGGAAGAAAGCAAAAGCAGAGCAGCAGGUGCUGAAGGAGAACGAAAAAGUGCUGAAACAUCGACAGCGACAGGAGAUUUACGCACUGAACGCAGUGAUGACGGAACUAGAGUACAACCGCUUUGUGUUAUUCUGUCUCAGUAAUAACAUUCAGCCCAGCUGAUGACAGCCUUUCCCGAGAGUUGCUGAGGGAAUAACAGAGAAGGUUUCUUCACAUCACAUCACCGGCGCAUACAAAUCUCAGUCUUAGUAUAAACUUAGCGCUCACGUUUGAUCUUAUUGAUAUUGCCCUCACUGAUAUUACCCUGCCCUUGUAGGGUAAGGUGUCAUUUUAAGAUAUACAGAGCAUCAUCCCCAAGCUGAUUUGUGAGAUAUUUUAUAGUUUCUCAUAAAACUGGAAGAAUCAGCAUGGAAAAACCAUAUAACCAAAGAAUAUUGUGUCGAACACAAUAAAGAGAAAGACAAGUUACCAAAACUAAUUAUGUUAGAGAAUGAGAAUGAAUCAGUGCAUGCCAUGUAGUCUAAUAAUUUAUUUUGCUUGUUACAUUAAGGUAUGUAACGCUAACUUGAGCUUAUAUGUAAACGCUCUAUAGCGCCUAUAUCAUUAAAGGACAUAGUUAAUGCAGUAUGUGAUGGUUUUGUCGGUUGCGUGACGUUACUGUAUCUCAUCACAUUCACAGAUUAAUGGUGUUAUUCUCCUC
Molecule: messenger RNA, 2142 nt
Organism: Liolophura sinensis
Lineage: Eukaryota; Metazoa; Mollusca; Polyplacophora; Chitonida; Chitonidae
Exons: 5
Coding region: 63-1604 (513 amino acids)
Biological process (GO): negative regulation of protein ubiquitination; protein secretion
Cellular component (GO): apical part of cell
Source: RefSeq, a predicted model, not a curated record